Molecule: messenger RNA, 2848 nt
Organism: Catharus ustulatus (Swainson's thrush)
Lineage: Eukaryota; Metazoa; Chordata; Aves; Passeriformes; Turdidae
Gene: REEP1
Product: receptor accessory protein 1
Exons: 7
Coding region: 101-697 (198 amino acids)
Biological process (GO): endoplasmic reticulum tubular network organization
Cellular component (GO): endoplasmic reticulum membrane; endoplasmic reticulum tubular network; cytoplasmic microtubule
Molecular function (GO): microtubule binding
Source: RefSeq, a predicted model, not a curated record
CCGCCCGCCCCGCGCACUCGGGCGGCGGCCGGCAGCGGGCGAGGACACCGGGCGAGCCCUCCCUGCCGGGAGAGCCAGCCCUGCGGCACACGGCAGCGCCAUGGUCUCAUGGAUCAUCUCCAGGCUAGUGGUGCUUAUAUUUGGCACACUUUACCCCGCGUAUUAUUCUUACAAAGCCGUGAAAUCAAAGGACAUCAAAGAAUAUGUCAAGUGGAUGAUGUACUGGAUCAUAUUCGCGCUCUUCACGACAGCAGAGACAUUCACGGAUAUCUUUCUUUGCUGGUUUCCAUUCUACUAUGAACUCAAAAUAGCUUUUGUAGCUUGGCUGCUGUCUCCAUACACAAAAGGUUCCAGCCUCCUGUACAGGAAAUUUGUCCAUCCAACACUGUCUUCAAAAGAAAAGGAGAUCGAUGACUGCCUCAUCCAGGCGAAAGACCGGAGCUACGAUGCCCUCGUGCACUUUGGGAAGCGGGGGCUGAACGUCGCGGCCACGGCAGCCGUCAUGGCAGCUUCAAAGGGACAGGGAGCCCUGUCUGAGCGGCUACGGAGCUUUAGCAUGCAGGAUCUCUCAACGAUUCGCGGGGACAGCAGCAGCACCGUUCCUCCCUCGGUCACUGUACGAACAAGUAGCAAACAGAGCCACCCAAAACCAUCCAGAAGUGCAUCAGAAGGCACUGGCAGCUCAGGCACCGCCUAGGACCCUUAGAUCUCGCUUCAGGAAGAAAAGUACCUCGUCCUCUGCCACUGAAACAAUGUGAGUGCAAUGAGCCAAUAGCACCAAGAUCCACAGAAUGUCUCUCUUCUGCCUUAAAGAGCUACUCGUUCAUGACAAGGAAACAGCAGUGGGAUGGAUGUGUUUGCUGUACAGCCAUGGCCUUUCUCCCUCCUCUCGCCGCGCCCUGCUGGGACUCGCUGCUGCCGUCUGUCCCUGACGUGGGCAGGACAGUCUGGCAGGCACCUGCAGGUGAGGGGUCCUGGUUUGGUUUGCAGAGUGUGCACCCACCCACAGUGUACAUUUACAGUUUCAUUUGUGUCUGCAUAGCUCUUGCUCUGUGAAUGCCCAGCGGAAACAACAGUAAUCAGUUACUCAUGAUGCUACAUUGACAGUGUAUUUAUUUAUGGCUUUAUCAUGGAUGAAGUGGAUUUGCAGAACCCAUGGAUUUCUCUUUCCUCCCUUCCUCCUCAAGACUGUGAAUGAUGUAACAAAUGUCAAAAGUACUUUGACUGUACAAAAUGUCCAUGAUUUGUUAGCAAAUACUGAGCUGCAACUGUGUUUUUCUGCAAGUAAAUCACAUGUUCUGAGAAAAUCAUUGUGCUAAACCCACAGAGACAGAACCACUUACAGAGGAUGAGGAAGUGAUGUGCAAGAGAAAAAAAUGGUUUCAAUAAUGUAAUGAAGGGGGAGUCCUAAUUUUGAUCAGCCUGAGCCAGGAGAGUAUUUUGUGGAAAAUGAUGCAUAGAAGAACUAGAUCCCACCAUUUGUGGCCCAGUGUUCUACUGUGAGUUUUAAAGUGUGAGCAAGCCAGGCUUGAGCAAGCUGCAGCAACAGAAAUCAGAAUCGCUUUAGUGAUGCAUUUCCAGGGGAAAACACACCUUUCUCCCCUGCUGCAACAGUGCCAGUCCCAGCACUCUGCUCUGCUGCUGAGGGGCUGCUGUUCUGCUUGCAUGAGCAGAGGGUCUGAGCUGCUUUUGAAGCCUGGAGUUUCUCCUGUAGCGUGGAGUUUGGUUAGAACCACAAGAAGCAGAUGGCGUGGUGUAUUUGUAUCCAUAUAUAACUGAGAAAUAUAAAAGAAGAGGAAGACAUGGUAGGGUUUGUGUAUUUGUGCUUCAAGUUGGUGUCUCUUGUAAGUGUUGAGCAUGUGAGAUUCACACAUAAGUUAAUUCUGUGGCCCUUUGUGUUUGCUCUUGGACCUGUCACAUAGACUAGAAAAGCAUUUAGCGUUAUGUAGGAUGUGCUAUCACCAAUGGGUCAGCACAGGGCUCGAUGGUGUCACUGUCACCUGGCCCAGGGUGCCAACAGCCAGCUGGAGUGUGCCAGGCUUGGAGAUAACUCUGAAGUGGCCUUUGAAACCAUUUCUCUGCUGGGUGUGCAUCCAUAUCCCAGCUGCCCAUCUGGUGGAUCCCUGAGGUCACCCCCACAGCUUCCUACAUGUGUGGGGAAGAAAGAAAUAAAUUAUGCACACACAGAAAUGUUUAUCUGACCUGGCUAGGAAAAGAAAAAAGCAAGCAGGUAUUUCCUGUGUCUGCCACAGUAUUUGGCCUCAUUACCUGAGAAUUUUGUUUCCUUUACAUAUGCUGAUUCAGUCAUACUUUGCAAAUUUUGAAAAAUUCUUCAGAAAGUAAAUUUGAUAAAAACCCAAACAAACCUGUCUAAAGAGCAGUUACAGAAGAGUCAGUCCUUGGAAGAUACUCAGCAAAAGCUUUGAGAAGCUAAGCUUAUGUAUUUUACUUCUAAGCAGCUUUAGAGUUUAUUUGAUUUUUUUUUUUGGCUAACAUUAAAAAGAAAUAAAAAAACUGCCUGCACUGUUAGCAGAAAAUAAAAUCCUGUUGCAAGCAAGCCAUGUUUCCCUGCUAUGCAACGGGCUGCUGUAAGAUAAAGAAGAAGCUGACAAGUUUGCACUCAAUUAUGCCAAAUAACCCAACAACAUAGAGCUGCAUAACAUCUGACAAGUUCUAAUCUCAGACACGCUGUAUUAACAUUGAUUAUCACUAAAACUAUUUAAUGUGCGUCUAAUCUGCUGUUUUACUGUAAACUUGACUGUUUAGCAUUUCUUAAGUGCUGAGGUGAAAUGUUGACAAGGGAGUUGCCUUAUAUCUCUCAAAACAUUCACUGUAUAAAUGAGAAAAA